This is a messenger RNA of Cariama cristata (Red-legged seriema), 4007 nucleotides long. Its product is annotated as piezo-type mechanosensitive ion channel component 2-like. Gene Ontology annotation, molecular function: monoatomic cation channel activity; mechanosensitive monoatomic ion channel activity. Gene Ontology annotation, cellular component: plasma membrane. The annotation marks the transcript as partial. NCBI's taxonomy places the organism in Eukaryota, Metazoa, Chordata, Aves, Cariamiformes, Cariamidae. Gene Ontology annotation, biological process: detection of mechanical stimulus; cellular response to mechanical stimulus; regulation of membrane potential. The transcript is spliced from 18 exons. The record is from RefSeq and is a predicted model, not a curated record.
GGAAACGUUCCAACGCGGGAGAGCAUCCAUAUGUAUUACCAGAACCACAUGAUGAAACUUUCUAAGGAGUCAGGACUGGACUCAAUUGAUAGAAAUCCCGGUCAAGCUUCUGGUUUGCAAGCAUCUGAAAGAAUGGAUAGUUUAGAUUCAGCAGCUUCUCGUGACAGUAUCUCCAGCUGCUACACUGAAGCAACCAUGCUGUUCUCAAGGCAGUCAACCCUUGAUGAUUUAGAUGGACCAGACACUGUUCCUAAAACAAGUGAGCGCGCUCGACCUAGGCUUCGUAAAAUGCAGAGCAUGGAUAUGUCCUCCUCGUCAGCUGACAGUGGCAGUGUAGUGUCAAGUGAACCUACGCAGGUCACCAUGCUCUGUUCUCGUCAGGGGACGACAGAAACCAUUGAGGAGGUAGAAGGGGAGCAUGAAGAGGAAGGAGCUCAUUCUGCAUCAAGGCCGGAGGAAGAGGAGGUGGAAGAUUAUAGCCUAGGUUCAGAAGGCGCUGCAUAUACCCCUGAUACCGAUGUGCCAUUGUACUCCACUGUGGAUAGCAAUGCAGAAGCUCCACCUUCCUAUAGCAAAGCUGUCAGCUUUGAACACCUUCCCUUCGGCUCCCCAGAUGACUCAGCUGAUAAGAGCCUCAUGAUGGUGAGCCCAGACGACAGUCGGAUGGACAAACGUAAUGAUACAAUCCUCCCUCCAUUGACGCACGAGCUAACGGCUAGUGAGCUGCUUCUGAACAAGAUGUUUCAUGAUGAUGAGCUGGAGGAGUCAGAGAAGUUCUAUGUUGGUCAGCCUCGAGUCUUGCUUCUUAUUUAUGCCUUGUACAAUACAUUGGUGGCACGGUCAGAAAUGGUGUGCUAUUUUGUGAUCAUCCUUAACCACAUGAUCUCUGCCUCCAUGAUAACCCUGGUGCUUCCCAUCCUUAUAUUCCUUUGGGCCAUGCUGUCUGUUCCUCGUCCAAGCAAACGUUUCUGGAUGACAGCCAUUGUCUACACUGAGGUGGCCAUUGUCAUCAAGUACUUCUUCCAGUUUGGCUUCUUUCCUUGGAAUAAGUAUGUAGAUUACACAAAAGAUAAACCUUACCAUCCACCAAAUAUUAUUGGCAUUGAGAAGAAAGAGGGUUACGUGCACUAUGAUCUUGUUCAGCUCCUUGCAUUGUUCUUCCACAGAUCCAUUUUAAAGUGCCAUGGAUUAUGGGAUGAAGACGAGAAAGGGGACAGCUCCAGUAAUAAAGAGGAUACUGAUGAUGAGCUCUCUCUGACAGGAGGCAGGAGAGAUUCUUCUGCCUCUUUGAAAUCUGUCAAUCUUGCGGCAUCGGUGGAGUCAGUACAUGUCCACUUCCCCGAGCAGCAGACCGCCAUCAGGAGGAAGAGCUCUAGUAGCAUAUCACAGCUUUCACACAGGUCCAGCUUCUCUUCACACAGAUCUAAGAGAGGAAGUACCAGUACACGAAACAGCAGUCAGAAAGGAAGCAGUGUGUUAAGCAUCAAGCAAAAAUCUAGAAAAGAGCUACUUAUGGAGAAGUUUCGGGAACAAAUGAUCAAAGCCAAGGCCUUUACAAUUAAAAAGACUCUCCAGGUGUAUGUGCCCAUCAGACAGUUUUUCUACAACCUUAUUCAUCCAGACUACAGUGCAGUGACUGAUGUGUAUGUGCUGAUGUUCCUCGCAGAUACAGUGGACUUCAUCAUCAUUGUGUUUGGAUUUUGGGCUUUUGGGAAACACUCUGCAGCAGCAGAUAUCACCUCUUCACUAUCAGAGGACCAGGUGCCAGAGGCAUUUUUGGUGAUGGUGCUUAUUCAGUUUGGUACCAUGGUGGUAGAUCGAGCACUGUACCUCAAAAAGACUGUCAUGGGAAAGGUCAUCUUCCAGGUCAUCCUUGUUUUUGGAAUACAUUUCUGGAUGUUCUUUAUCUUACCUGGAGUGACAGAAAGGAAAUUUAGCCAGAACACAGUUGCCCAGCUCUGGUAUUUUGUGAAAUGUGUUUAUUUUGGCUUAUCAGCAUAUCAGAUACGCUGCGGAUAUCCAACUCGUGUUCUUGGCAACUUCCUCACAAAAAGUUAUAACUAUGUCAACCUGUUCUUAUUUCAAGGGUUCCGCCUGGUUCCAUUUUUGACCGAGCUGAGAGCUGUAAUGGACUGGGUUUGGACAGAUACCACUCUCAGUCUUUCCAGCUGGAUCUGUGUUGAAGAUAUCUAUGCUCAUAUAUUCAUUCUAAAGUGUUGGCGAGAGUCAGAAAAAAGAUAUCCCCAGCCAAGAGGCCAGAAGAAAAAGAAAGUUGUGAAGUAUGGAAUGGGUGGCAUGAUUAUCGUCUUGCUGAUUUGUAUUGUCUGGUUCCCACUGCUCUUCAUGUCUUUAAUCAAAUCUGUUGCAGGCAUCACCAACAAGCCUCUAGAUGUAUCAAUCACAAUAACUCUAGGAGGUUAUCAGCCUAUUUUUACAAUGAGUGCUCAACAGAGUCAGCUCAAGGAUUUGAAUCAGACUGGUUUCAAUGCGUUUCUGGGAAGCUAUAGGGGUAACACUGCUGCUUUGCAGUUUCUAGAGGGCUAUGGAAAAGAAGAUAUAACUCUAGCAGAUCUGGAGGGAAAUUCAAACUCUUUAUGGACCAUCAGCCCUCCCAGUAGAGAGAAGAUGAUACAGGGACUACUGGAUUUUUCAGCUGAGUUCACUGUAGUUCUGUCAUGGAGCAUUCAAAGAAAUCUCACCCUUGGUGCUAAAGCCGAAAUAGCAUCGGAUAAACUUACCUUUGUCCUACCAGAGAACACCAGAAGAGAUAUAGCUACAAUGAUGUCUGGAGAGCAACUGGAAAAGGUAACAUUAGAGACAGUGUACCCAUACUACAUCAAGGCUCCUAGUGAUUCUCUCGCAAAACCGAUAAAGCAACUGUUGACAGACUGCAGAUGGGAAAACAUUACAGUUUCCCUGGUCAAGAAUGUGUCCGAUGAGGGAGUUCGUGAGUGGUGGGUUUUGAAUCAGCUUGGAAAAAGAUACAAAAAGUCUGAAGAGAGUCUUGAACUCUUCAUAUUCAGUGAUAAAGUCAGUCCACCAAGCCUUGGAUUCUUGGCUGGUUAUGGCAUCAUGGGACUAUAUGCCUCGGUUGUCCUGGUGAUAGGGAAGUUUGUCCGUGAAUUUUUCAGUGGGAUCUCUCACUCCAUUAUGUUUGAGGAGCUACCCAACGUAGACCGAAUAUUGAAGUUGUGUACUGACAUUUUCUUAGUGCGAGAGACUGGAGAACUGGAACUAGAAGAAGACCUGUAUGCCAAACUAAUAUUCCUAUAUCGCUCACCAGAGACUAUGAUCAAGUGGACUAGGGAAAAAACUAAUUGAUCUCUUUGGUGUCACACUGCGAAUCAAGUUGAUUUCAUCUGUAUUUUAAAGGGGGGGGAAAAAAAGCACAAUAUUCUCUUAAGAGCUAAGCCUUUUAUAGUUAGGUAGCAAUGAUUUUUCACUGAAGAAAUCCUGGAAGCUAUGGCCUUAGGAAUCCAUGCUGCCUUUCCACUGAAGGAUCUACAGUGAAGAAGGUUGGAUGAUUUGUUGGUUUUAAUGUGCCACUCCUCUACAAUCUGGGGACUGCUUUGUAAUUUAAUCAACAAAAAGUUUGUGUCUUUGUCUGGCUAAUUUAAUUUUCCAGACUAUCAUUACAACUUAAAGAGAAAAGAAAGGAGUGAACUCACAGAUGACUCCAGUGUACCUUCGUGACCCUUUCUGGAGCCAGACGGAUUGGAUUGUGCAAUAUGCUGUUGUACAUCACUGACUUUCAAGCUACAGUAAUGGGACGCUGACUAGCCUUCAGGACACCCAAGACCCAGGGAACCAGACCAAGACCAGUGGGAACUGAAGACAUUCUAGCCAUACCCAUUUGUAGAAAAGCAGAGGUUUUGAUGUACAAAGGACACUGUGGACAAGCCUCUGUUAGCAAAAACAAAACAAGUAACAAUCUUUAAAUGCCUUAUUUUAUUUGUACAGUCACAGAAGACAUUUCCACCAAACAUCAAUGACUUUUCUCAGGAAAA